AUGGAUAAGUCAUGGAUUAGAGAAGAUAGGGAUUCAUUACAAUAUGAAAUUGGUGUCGAAAAUUUUCUUAUUUUUGCUGAAGGAAAUGCUAAGAACCCUAAGAAAAUACCAUGCCCUUGUGGACGCUGUGUCAAUUUCAAAAAAUUACCAGUCAAAACAAUAAGAGGUCACUUGUAUGAACAUGGAUUUAGCUUAGGGUAUGUUGAGUGGAUUUGGCAUGGGGAAGAAUCUUCUAAGGGUAGCAAGUCAUCCGUUGGCACGAGUCCUGCUUUGAAGCAGACUAAUACAUCGGAAACAAAUGAAAUAUAUGAAACAGCCUACAAUGAUGGGGAUUAUGAUAAUGAGUCAUUCGAGUUCAAGAGGUUUGUGGCAGAUGCUGAACAACCUAUGUUUGAGGGAAGUGAUUUUACUAAGUUAGAGUCGAUGUUAAAGUUGCAUAACUGGAAAGCAAGAUUUGGUAUCAGCGAUAGCGCCUUCACUGACUUGCUUGGUUCUGUUGGUUCUAUCCUACCUAAAGACCAUGUGUUGCCUAGUAAUUCCUAUGAAGCCAAAAAAACCUUGUCAAAUUUAGGACUUGAAUACAAAAAAUUCCACGCUUGUCCGAAUGAUUGUGUAUUGUACAGGGGUGCACAUAGUGAGGCAACUGAGUGUCCCAAUUGCAAUUUAUCUCGCUGGAAAAUUGCAAAAGAUGGCAGAGUCAGGGUCAAUAUACCAGCGAAGGUUAUGUGGUAUUUUCCUAUAAUUCCUAGGUUUAAACGCUUGUUUAAGUCAGAGUCAACUGCCAAACUAAUGACUUGGCAUGAGAGCAAUCGAAUCGAAGAUGGCCUCAUGCGCCAUCCAGCAGAUUCUCCAUCUUGGAGAAAUAUAGAUUUUAGGUGGCCUGAGUUUGGUGCAGAGGCCAGAAAUUUACGUCUAGCACUUGCAGCAGAUGGUAUAAACCCAUUUAACAAUGGUCUGACUAAUAGGUACACGUGUUGGCCUGUGGUCUUAGUCACAUAUAAUAUGCCUCCAUGGUUAUGCAUGAAAAGAAAAUUUAUGAUGCUCACUGUAUUAGUUCCCGGGCCCCAUGAACCUGGUAACAAUAUUGAUGUAUACCUCCAACCAAUGAUUGAUGAUCUAAAGAAGUUAUGGGAGGAGGGUGAACCAAAUGUCUACGAUGCUUUUACUAAAUCCUAUUUCACCCUAAAAGUUGUACUGUUGUGGACAGUUAAUGACUUCCCUGCAUACGGGAAUCUGUCCGGGUCUGUGAAUAAGGGUUAUAAAUGCUGUCCAAUAUGCGGUGAUGAUACUAGAGCUAAAUAUUUGAGUCACAGUAGGAAAAUGAGCUACCAAGGUCAUCGCCGUUAUUUAGGUAGACACCAUCCCUAUAGAAAGCAAAAGGCUGCAUUUGAUGGUGAACAAGAAUUUGGACAUGCACAUAUACCCCUGUCUGGAGAAGAAGUGUUAAAGCAGCAAGAAAAACUGAAUUUUAGGUUUGGGAAGGAGAAAAAGUCAAAUAAGGUUGAAUCUGUGUGGAAGAAGAAAUCAAUUUUUUUUGAAUUAGAAUAUUGGAAAUUCCACCAUGUUCGUCAUUGUCUCGAUGUUAUGCACAUCGAGAAAAAUGUGUGUGAUAGUUUGAUAGGGACACUGUUAAAUUUGAAAUUUAAGAGUAAAGAUAGUACCAAAUCCCGUCUUGACAUGGUCCACAUGGGAAUUAGAGCUGAUUUAGCUCCUGAAAUAGGAGAAAAAAAGACGUACCUCCCCCUGCCUCUUAUACUUUGUCCAAGGCAGAAAAGAAGAUAA
Molecule: messenger RNA, 1782 nt
Organism: Daucus carota subsp. sativus
Lineage: Eukaryota; Viridiplantae; Streptophyta; Magnoliopsida; Apiales; Apiaceae
Exons: 1
Coding region: 1-1782 (593 amino acids)
Source: RefSeq, a predicted model, not a curated record